CACAGUUCAUAGCUGAGAUGGAGAAAAAACUCACCUGCCACGGAAACGUCACAGAUUUUCCGGCAGAGCUGGAAUACUUGUCCGGCUUCGGCAAUCAUUUUUCAUCGGAGGCGAUCCCCGAAGCUUUACCUCAAGGACAGAACAAUCCUCUGGUGUGCCCUUACGGUCUCUACGCCGAGCAACUUUCAGGAACCUCCUUCACUUCUCCUCGCAAGCUCAAUCAGAGAAGUUGGUUUUAUCGGAUCAAGCCAUCAGUUACACAUGAACCAUUUAAACCUCUCAUUCCAAGCCACAAGAAGCUUGUGAGUGAGUUUAACCAGUCUAACAGCUCCACCAAUCCUACCCAACUGCGGUGGAAGCCUCCACAAAUUCCUGAUUCACCCACUGAUUUUAUUGAUGGAUUGUACACGAUGUCUGGGGCUGGUAGUUCAUUCCUUCGACAUGGAUUUGCUAUUCACAUGUACACUGCCAACAAAUCAAUGGAGAAUUGUGCCUUUUGCAAUGCCGACGGUGACUUCUUGAUAGUGCCCCAAGAAGGGAGGUUGUGGAUCAAAACUGAGUGUGGAAGAUUGCAAGUUUCCCCUGGUGAAAUAGUUGUUUUACCUCAGGGAUUCCGAUUUUCUGUUGACUUGCUAGAUGGUCCAUCACGUGGUUAUGUCGCAGAAGUUUUUGGUACCCAUUUUCAGAUACCUGAUCUUGGCCCGAUAGGUGCUAAUGGCCUUGCUGCCUCAAGGGAUUUUCUUGCCCCUACUGCUUGGUUUGAAGAUAAGAUUUGUCCGGGAUACAUCGUUGUACAAAAGUUUGGUGGUGAACUCUUUACUGCAAAACAAGAUUUUUCUCCUUUCAAUGUUGUUGCUUGGCAGGGUAAUUAUGUACCUUAUAAGUAUGAUCUAAGUAAGUUUUGUCCAUUCAAUACUGUAUUGUUUGAUCAUGGUGAUCCAUCAAUAAAUACUGUAUUGACAGCACCAUCUGACAAGCCUGGUGUUGCGAUUCUUGAUUUUGUCAUUUUCCCUCCACGAUGGUUGGUUGCGGAGCAUACAUUCAGACCUCCAUAUUUCCACCGCAAUUGUAUGAGUGAAUUUAUGGGUCUAAUUUUUGGCAGUUAUGAGGCAAAAGCUGAUGGGUUUCUUCCAGGAGGUGCAAGCCUUCAUAAUUGCAUGAGCCCUCAUGGGCCUGAUACCAACACAUUUGAGGCAACAGUGGCACGUGGAAACGACGCUAAACCUUUCCGAAUAACUGAUACCAUGGCAUUUAUGUUUGAAUCAUGCCUCAUUGCUCGUGUGUGCCCAUGGGCUCUUGAAUCUCCCCACAUAGAUCACAACUACUACCAGUGUUGGAUAGGUUUGAAAUCACACUUCUCAUUGGAAGAAUCAAACCAUAUGAGUAGAGAAAUGCUAAAUGGAAAUUAUGGCAAGAGAAAUGGAAAUGUAGUGGAGAAACUGGCACAGAAAAUGGAGGAUGUUGUUGAUUUGGGAUGCAAAUGAGCUUUUUAAUAGCACUGGCUCUGCUAAAAUAACAACUUGUACAGAAUCCAAUAAAAAUAAAAGUUUCACUGAGGAAACAUUCAAUAUGUGGAAAUGUAGAUAUACAUUUAUAUCCUAGCUUUUAUGGUUAUAAUCUAAGUUAUUUUCUUGCAAUUGUUAGUAAUCCUCAAUAUUGUUCUAA
Telopea speciosissima is the source of this 1665-nucleotide messenger RNA. Its product is annotated as homogentisate 1,2-dioxygenase. Gene Ontology annotation, biological process: L-phenylalanine catabolic process. Gene Ontology annotation, molecular function: homogentisate 1,2-dioxygenase activity. The transcript is spliced from 9 exons. Bases 18 to 1484 code for a protein of 488 amino acids. The record is from RefSeq and is a predicted model, not a curated record. Gene Ontology annotation, cellular component: cytoplasm. NCBI's taxonomy places the organism in Eukaryota, Viridiplantae, Streptophyta, Magnoliopsida, Proteales, Proteaceae.